This is a messenger RNA of Gloeophyllum trabeum ATCC 11539, 928 nucleotides long. RefSeq names its product Formate/nitrite transporter. Lineage: Eukaryota; Fungi; Basidiomycota; Agaricomycetes; Gloeophyllales; Gloeophyllaceae. Bases 38 to 928 code for a protein of 296 amino acids. Gene Ontology annotation, molecular function: high-affinity secondary active nitrite transmembrane transporter activity. The record is from RefSeq and is a predicted model, not a curated record. Gene Ontology annotation, cellular component: membrane. The transcript has 13 exons. Gene Ontology annotation, biological process: transmembrane transport; nitrite transport.
CGUACCCAACACCUGCGCUAAGCGUCGCCUGGGCAGAAUGGCCGCAAUGGAUCCGCCGAGCACCCUCAAGCCCGCAGAAGUUGCGCUGGCUAUGAUGCAGCAUGGCGUGGCGAAGCACCGCACCCGAUGGGAUAUGGUGUUUUGGAAGGCUUUCCUCGCAGGGGUGAUGCUAUCAUUUGGAGGACUCCUCGAUACUGUCAUUUCUGGCGGGUCCACAGCUUUGAACGCGUCCAAUCCAGGCCUCGUCAAAGUCAUGGGCGGCUUCGUCUUCCCUGUAGGACUCGUAAUGAUUGUAUUGCAGGGACUCGAAUUGUUAACUAGCAACAUGAUGAUCUUCCCUAUGGCUAUAAUAAAACGCCAAAUUCCAUGGUGGAGUCUUCCAUUCAACUGGUUCUUGGUUACCUUCGGCAACCUCACAGGCAGUCUAUUUUUUGCGGAGGUGCUCGUCAAACAAACGGGCAUCGUUUCCACUCAGCCGUACAUAGCUUAUAUCCAAAGCUUUGCUAUUCGUAAAGUCAUCGAGCCUCACUGGUACCAAAUAUUCCUCCGGGGUAUCGGAUGUAACUGGCUUGUGUGCAUCGCAGUCUGGCAAGCAGCAGGGGCAAGGGAUACGCUGUCCAAGAUCGUCGCAAUAUGGAUCCCUAUCUUGAUCUUCGUCUCGUGCGGAUACGACCACGUGGUCGCUAACAUGUUCUCCAUUCCCCUGGGAAUUAUGUUCCACGCUGAGGGACUCACGACCGCGAUGUACAUCCGCAAAUCUCUUAUCGCAGCGUACCUGGGCAACAUCGUCGGAGCCCUUUUCGUUGCUCUUCCGGCGACCUACUUCUACCUUUCGGACUAUGACGCCGGGGGGCUGCGCGGCGUAGAGGAGGGCGAAGAAACGCAUGCAGUGAACGCUGGUCCUUUGGUCGGUGGUCCUCGAGCGUGA